This is a messenger RNA of Sipha flava (yellow sugarcane aphid), 2164 nucleotides long. Its product is annotated as non-canonical poly(A) RNA polymerase PAPD5-like. Lineage: Eukaryota; Metazoa; Arthropoda; Insecta; Hemiptera; Aphididae. The coding region runs from base 291 to 2075 and encodes 594 amino acids. The transcript has 11 exons. Gene Ontology annotation, molecular function: poly(A) RNA polymerase activity; mRNA binding. Gene Ontology annotation, cellular component: nucleolus; TRAMP complex. Gene Ontology annotation, biological process: RNA 3'-end processing. The record is from RefSeq and is a predicted model, not a curated record.
CUUAUAUAUAUUGCUCGUGCGGUGUACAUAAAUUACUUCAGUUUUUUUUUUUUUUUUAUUUCAAAUGAUAAACGUUCAAAUGGCGUAUUAAGUUUCAUGGGCCACCGCAAACACGUCGUCCCAUAACAGUUGUGAACGAAACGCACGCGCCAGUCGACAUUCACGUCCGUGAUAUAUCGCAUGCACUAUCAGUGAUUCAUAUUCAGAAAAUAAGAGUUGUCUCUCUUCAGGCGCAAUGAAUUCUGCUGCUUAUACUCCUAGUGUACAUUACUGCAGCAGAGAUGAAUUAAAUGGAUCCUCAGAUAGGUUGGCUGCAACCCGAACAAGUAGGUCCCGCUCAAGAAUUUUGGUCCAGAAUCUUGGACUCUACUGAAGAUACAGACAGUAACAACGAUAAAUAUAGUACUGAAACUCUUCAAGGAGAAGAAGACGACGACGAUUAUUCGUUGCCGUUGGAUUGGAAAUUUGAUUUCUCUAUAGAAGAACAAGAAAUCAAAACAGCUAAUCUAUACGAAUACGGCUUAUUUACAAAUAUAGCCAGUACAUACAAUAUGAACAAAAUGCAAGCACAUUAUAUUGGCAAAUUUGGUGGGUGUCCAUGGAGGCAUGGAAAAAGUUAUGACCGUCAACCAAUUUGCGCCCUUCAUAAAGAGAUAGAAGACUUUUUUGCAUAUAUGUCAGCCACCCCAGAAGAGCACAGCAUGCGGCUUGAUGUACUAGAGCGUGUGACUAAUGUUAUUCAUGCUGAAUGGCCUAAAGCCAAAGUUGAAGUAUUUGGUAGUUUUCGAACUGGGUUAUAUCUUCCUACUAGUGACAUGGAUCUGGUAGUAAUAGGUGAGUGGGAUACAUUACCAUUGCAUUCACUUGCUCAAGCAUUACUUAAAAAUGGUGUAUGUAAUGAAAACAUACAAGUUCUUGAUAAGGCAUCAGUGCCAAUUGUCAAAAUGACAGAUAAGGCUACUGAUGUUAGAGUGGAUAUUAGUUUUAACAUGAAUAAUGGUGUUAAAUCAGCAGAAAUGAUAAAACACUAUAUGGAUGUUUUUCCUAUGCUUCCAAAACUUGUAUUGGUGCUAAAACAAUUCUUAGCCCAGAGGGACAUGAAUGAAGUGUUCUAUGGAGGCAUAUCUUCUUAUAGUUUGAUUCUUAUGGUUGUCAGUUUUUUACAGUUGCAUCCUAGGGGAGAUUUAAAUUACCCUACUGCCAAUUUAGGUGUAUUGCUAAUAGAGUUUUUUGAACUUUACGGCAAGAAAUUUAAUUAUAUGCAUACAGCUAUACGAGUGAAAGAUGGUGGACUAUAUAUAUCUAAAGAUGAAGUCCAAAAAGACAUGAUUGAUGGUCAUAGGCCAAGUAUUUUGUGUAUAGAAGAUCCAUUAACACCAGGAAACGAUAUUGGUCGUGGUUCUUAUGGUGCUCUUCAAGUAAAAAGUGUAUUUGAAUAUGCAUUUACUACAUUAAAAGCUGCUCUUGAUCCUCAAAUUGUUUCCUCUAGUUAUAGUAUACUUGGACGAAUAAUACGAGUAAAUGACAAAGUUAUUCUCUACCGACAGUGGGUUAGAGAUACUUAUGCCAUACAAAAUACUCAACGAGUGAUAAUUAAUAGUUAUUUGACCGCUAAUAAUAUUAGUAAUAAUGUUAGUGUGUCUACAAAUACCAGUAGUAGAGCUUCUACUAUAUCUUCUGGUUCUGGAUCAGCUGAAUCUGACUCUGAGAGUAGUAUAGAAAAAUUAAGUGACCCUGGUGAUCAUAAUGAUCAAAAUAGUAAUUACCAACCAAGACGUAAAAAUCCUCACUAUCAUAGACACAAUAGUUGGAAUAAUCAACAGCAUUAUCAAAUGAUCAAUCCUGGUAAUCACCCUCCUUCACGUACUCAAAGGAUAAUAUGCACUAGUCCGAUCAACAGUUAUCAACAACGUGGAUUCACAAAUAGCAAUAAUUUUAAUAAUUAUAAUAACCAUCAAAACUACCGACAAAAUACUGGCAAUAAACAUCAGUAUACAGGCAAUUAUCAACCACAUUUUGGUAAUUUUAUGCAUAAACGGCAAAGACGAAAAAAUCCCACACAAGAUGUAAGAUAAAACAUGCGUCCAAUCUUAAAACUUAAAAAUAAUAAAUGAGACAAAGUAAAUGAUAACUUAAUAUAUAAAAAAUAAAAUAACAAAAAAAA